This is a messenger RNA of Lytechinus variegatus (green sea urchin), 1172 nucleotides long. Its product is annotated as TLC domain-containing protein fld-1-like. Gene Ontology annotation, cellular component: plasma membrane. NCBI's taxonomy places the organism in Eukaryota, Metazoa, Echinodermata, Echinoidea, Temnopleuroida, Toxopneustidae. The transcript has 5 exons. The record is from RefSeq and is a predicted model, not a curated record. The coding region runs from base 286 to 1059 and encodes 257 amino acids. Gene Ontology annotation, biological process: membrane assembly; phospholipid homeostasis; regulation of membrane lipid distribution.
UGCCCAGUGCAUACAGCACACUAGGGAGCUUCGAUAGAGACGGAUCCUGACCAUUAUAAUUUAUAAGAGGCCCUAAAUUUUUAAAAGUUCAGAUAUUCCUGCUCGAGAUCGCUUCAAGUUCAUUGCUGCAGUAUCAGCUGUUCCCCAGUUGUUAUAUGUUCACGGUUCUACGUUCGUCCAAGGCAAAAGAUAAUGGAAGGUGAGCAUUUGACAUCAUCCUGAGUGAGUCUCUAUUACGACGGCAUCAUUCUUUCACGACGAAGUGCUAAAUAUCGUGACAUCAUCAUGUUGUCGUCGGCUACGGUUUUAGCCAUUUCCACAAGUUCGGCGCUGGGAUUUUUCCUUCUGAACGCCCUGCUCAGGUUAUCGCCCCCACCAAUGCGUCACGUGGUCGUAUCGAAGCAGCAUAAAUGGAGAAAUGAAGUAGGAUCAUUGGUUCAUUCGGUUAUCGUCGGUCUAGGAUCGCUAUAUUGUUUGACGUUAUCACUCUUGAGUGAGGAGGAUGACAACUCUUAUUUCACAGAUAUAGAAAUAUUUGGCGCCUUAUCAGUAGGUUACACAAUCUAUGAUACAGUAGAUCUGUUGCAGAACCAAUCGAUAUGGAAAGUUCUUGGUCUGUGUAUUCAUCACAUAGCUGUUUGCGGAUGUUUUAUCUUAUGCUAUCAAACGGGACGCUUCUAUCAUCUUUGUAUAUUUGCCAUGAUGGUCGAUUGCUCUAGCAUUUUUCUACAUCUCCGCAUGCUCCUCAUCAUGCAUGGUUUCGAUAAGGACCAUCCCAUUCGAACCAUCAACACAUUCACCAACGUCGUAUCUUUUGCUGUCUUCCGUCUCGUAAUCAUCGUCUACAUCCUCGUCAACGUCCUAUUCGAACCGGAACUCCCCGGCAUCAUUAGGAUCGCGUUAUCUCUGUUAAUCUCUAGUCUUCUCGUUAUUAAUCUUGUACUCUUCAAACGACUCAUUGUUAGCGAUUUAACUUCAAAGAAAACACAAUUACCGUCGUCACAGUCAGCGCCACCAUCGUCGUUUAAUAAUGACGUAGACAUUUUGGAUACAUCGUGAAAGGAAAUAGUGAUUUAAGGUGCGUCGCAACUUCUGUGACUCUUUUAGUUGGUUACAACACUAUUAUGUCAUGCAAUUCACUGACCUCCACUAAAUUUUCUUCUUAAACGUGU